This is a messenger RNA of Metopolophium dirhodum (rose-grain aphid), 1882 nucleotides long. Its product is annotated as damage-control phosphatase ARMT1-like. NCBI's taxonomy places the organism in Eukaryota, Metazoa, Arthropoda, Insecta, Hemiptera, Aphididae. Gene Ontology annotation, cellular component: nucleus; cytoplasm. Gene Ontology annotation, biological process: DNA damage response. Bases 128 to 1477 code for a protein of 449 amino acids. The record is from RefSeq and is a predicted model, not a curated record. The transcript has 7 exons. Gene Ontology annotation, molecular function: phosphatase activity.
AUAGCUACUACCUAUCGUCUGUCGAACUUAAUUGCCGAGAACCAAUACUGAAGUUUCGUUCGACGAGGACAGUUGACGUUCAAAUUAAAUUGCUCGUUCAGUCCAAUAUUAAUAACGACACUCUACAAUGACGAUUGAAAGCAAAUUGUUUAAUCUGUGUAUUGAUGAGAGUCCACCCAGGAAUGAACCAUUAGUAGCCAAGUAUAUGAGGAGUUUUGCUUUUCCUGUACUAUCGAAACUAAGUCCAUUUAACAUAUCCAAGACAGGUAGUUACUUAUCAGCAAAUAAGAAUGUAAUUUUACAAAAAUAUGGAGCGGAAGCUGAAAAUGAUAUUACAUCAGUUUUGGAAAAAUUGGAUUCUUUAAUAUCAGAUAUUUUAAGUAAUUCACCAUUUAGAGAAUUAAGUUCUGAUAACAUAGAUGUUAAAAUUUGGAAUAAAAUUCUCGAUGAUUUUUCGGAUCAAGAUGGAAGUCGGCCAACUUGGAUGUAUACUAACUGGUUGUAUACUGAAUGUUAUAUACAUCGUCGUAUAUUUGAAGCCUUUGAAACUAGUACAUUCUUAAAAAACUAUGAUCCAUUCUAUGAGCAAAAAAUGAAAGCUUUAUCGCAUUGUGAAGGAGCUAUGGAUAUUUUGGGAAAAUUCCUAAUCAAAUAUUUCAAUAAAAACGAUGUUCAGUUAAAAAAUCUUCGUGAAGACUUACCGAAAAUCAUCAAGUGUGCUUUGUGGGGAAAUCGUUGCGACCUUUCACAAACUGGUGGUGAUGCUAUUGCACAAACUGAGAGCCCGUUAGAUUUGGUUGAAUCAUUACAAGAUCUUAUGCUUGCUGACGAAUCAUCUAAAAUAGUUGAUUUUUUAUUUACUUCACUCAACGAAUCCAAAGACAACAAAAUUUUAGAUAUCAUAUUGGACAAUGCGGGCUAUGAACUUUUCACGGACUUAUGUUUAGCUGAUUAUUUGGUGACAUAUAAAUUCGUAAACACUGUACGGUUUCAUGGAAAAGCUAUACCAUGGUUUGUAUCUGAUGUAACCAGUCAGGAUUUCACAGCUACUAUAAAUUGUAUAGCCCAUACAUCUAAGAGUGAAACAUUAAAGGAAUUAGGCAAGCGUUGGGAAGGUUAUUUUAAAUCAGGUCAAUGGACAUUUGAAAGUGAACAAUUUUGGACAUUGCCAUUCAACUUUGGUCAAAUGAAAUCAUUAGAUAAUGAAUUAUAUUCCAAACUUUCGGAGUCAUUUUUAAUCAUAUCCAAAGGAGAUCUUAACUAUAGGAAACUAGUUGGAGAUAUAUUUUGGGAGCCUACAAUACCUUUUACUCAAGCAGUGGGCAGUUUUAAGCCUUCUAAAUUACUAGCAUUAAGAACAUUGAAAUCGGAUAUCACUUGUGGCUUAGCAGAAGGUUUAGCAGAACAUAUAUCAAAAAAUGAUCCAGACUGGUUAAAAAUCGGCAAAUAUGCCGUUAUUCAUGUAGAUGGUCUUUAAAAUGUAGUAUUAUCUAUAUCGUGAUUAAAAACAUAUAUUAUUAAUUUAGAUAAAUUAGAAAAUUAUUGUUAUCAAGAAUUAAAACAUGUAAUCAAAAUAUAUUGAAUUUUAAUUAGUUAUUAUACUGAUUACACAUUUUAUGGUGAAUAUAUUAUAUUAUACUAGCUUAAGUUAUUAUUAGCUUAUAUACCAACUUAUUACAUGCUAAAUCAUAUCUAUAUAUAGACUAUAGAUAAGAAAAUAUAAAUAGCAACUUUUAAUAUUUGUCUUAAAUUUAUAUUUCAAGUUAAAUAUAUACUCGUAUGUUUUAAAAUGUUUUACAAUUUAUUAAAUGUAAGUAGUGAAUUUUAGAAAUUAUUUUAAUUUCUGUUUUUUGAAUAUUACAAUAUUAUACAUAUUAUAAAA